Messenger RNA from Pelodiscus sinensis (Chinese soft-shelled turtle), 2333 nucleotides. RefSeq names its product regulator of G protein signaling 7 binding protein (gene RGS7BP). Lineage: Eukaryota; Metazoa; Chordata; Testudines; Trionychidae. The record is from RefSeq and is a predicted model, not a curated record.
GAUUCCCUACGUCUAACCAGUCCCACCACACCACAGGUUUCAGCGGGGAUCCUCCGCGAGGCGAGCCCUCGGAGACCGGAUCGAGGCGAGCGGGUCGCGGCCAGGGAGACGCAGGCGCAGGUCCACACGCACACACGCGGCCCGUCUCUCCCGCAGGGGCUGGGGAUGAGGGAGCUGGCGCUGCUCUGGGCAGACACCAAGAGAGACGGCCCGGGCAGCCGCGCAGCUUUUGAAGGCUGAAUUCCCUCCUGCAUGGCAGCGCCCAGCUGCCAGCCCCGGCUGCAUCUGCCCGAGCCGCAAAUCGAUGCUGAGGGGAGGAGGGCUCAGCGCGCCAGCACAGGGCUCUCUCUGCAGGGGCUGACAUGCUGCUGAGCCUGAGAAGUUGACAAGCCCGCUCCCCUUCCUGGCUGGAGUGGCGAGGAUGCUGCCGGGCCCCGCGGCCGCCAGCCCAGCCCGCCUGCACGCUGAAGGUGACCAGCCGCAGCAGCAGCGUUUCAGGCUGUGACUGGAGGGGCGAGGGGAGAGAAAAGUGACUCUGGAGCCUUCUUCGGACUCAUCAUCGCCGCGCGGCCGCCGCUGGGGGUGGUGGAAAAUUUUGCCCGCUCCUGCUGGGAUCUGUGUGGCUGGUUUGGCUUGGUGGAUGCGUAUGCAUGAGUUCUGCACCGAAUGGGCGCAAGAAGCGCCCCAGGACCGCUGGCUCCAUCUUCCAGAUCAGCAAGCCCCCCCUGCCCGGCGGCGGCGGGGGGCGCAGGGGCAGAACCCAGCGCGCCCUGGAGGACUGCAAGAUGCUUGUUCAGGAGUUCAACACUCUGGUGGCUCUGUACCGAGAGUUAGUAAUUUCCAUUGGAGACGUCUCUGUCAGUUGUCCAUCUCUACACGCUGAAAUGCACAAGACUAGAACCAAAGGAUGUGAGAUGGCCUAUCAGGCUCAUCAAAAACUAGCAGCAAUCUCUGGCCCAGAAGAUGGAGAGAUUCAUCCUGAAAUCUGUAGACUAUACAUUCAGUUGCAGUGUUGCUUAGAAAUGUACACAACAGAGAUGCUCAAGUCCAUAUGCCUGCUAGGAUCCCUCCAGUUUCAUCGGAAAGGAAAAGAGCCUUGUGCGACACCCAAGGUCAUAGACAGUAAAAUGGAGGAGAAUUCAGAAGUACCUAUUUUAGAAGACACAUCAUCUUCACCAGUAGAUAUUCUACAGCAUUCAUGGCAGGUUUCCACCGAUAUUGAAAACACUGAAAGAGACAUGAGAGAAAUGAAAAACCUUUUAAGCAAACUCAGGGAGACUAUGCCUUUACCAUUGAAAAAUCAAGAUGAUAGCAGCCUCCUUAACCUGACUCCUUAUCCAUUAGUGAGAAGGCGAAAGCGAAGGUUCUUUGGACUGUGCUGCCUUGUCUCAAGCUAAAAGAUUCAGCACAGAAACACCAAGAAAACCAUAACUAUCAUGAAACCAACAUUAUUUGAAAGGAUAAGGUUUGGCCUUUGAAAGGAUAAACCUUACUGCUUGUGAUUAUAAAAUGUUUUCUACACUGCCCUAUUCCUCCUCUCCCUGCCCCUUCUCAAAAAGUUUUACAGUUCAAAGUUGUUAGUCUCAAGAACCAGAAAGGGAACAGAUUUUAACAUGAUUAUGAUUUUUUUUAAAGAUUUUUGUAAUGACAUUCCGCAUGUCAAUUUUAAGUCAUUCGGUGGCUAGAUGCAAGAAUUAUGGUUAUUAGCUCAUCCUAAAGGUUUUAUUAUACAAACCACAACAGAAAUUGUGUAUAGUACAGUACUAUGACUAUAGCUCUUACUAGUAUCACAUUAAUAGAAUAUGAUCAAAUAUUGUAAACAGUCUUUAAACAUAGAAAACUAUUUCAAACAUCAAAACGUAUUAAACUUCUAAUAUUAAAAAUGAACUCCUGUAACAAAACAUGCACAAACUCUCCUAUUGCUUUUUGUGCUCUCAUUUAUAUUUAGUCUUCCACUGUAUCUCAAUUUAGUAAAGAAUUUCACAAUAAAAUCUCUUAAUUUAUCAUACUCAAAAUCAUAUAAAAUAUUCAUAUUUGUAAAUACAAAGUAAUCAUAAUAUCUACAUACUGUACAGAACAUAGAAGGUAAGACUUUAAGCCAAUGGUGUCUAUAUCAACUUUUGGAAGAAAGGGGCAAUGGAGUUAAAAGAUGGUGUAGUACAAUAUACAAUUACCCUCCAAUAAAAAGCAGAAAAUACUUUGUUUCCAUUAAAAACUGAAGCAUGGUGUCUGCACAUCAACUUAGUGUUAACUCUUAUAGGGCAUGCCAGAAUUAGCUCAGACUGUAAAAUAUUUGGCAUUUUACAUUGUUAAUAAAAUUUUUUAAUUAAACU